This is a messenger RNA of Dentiscutata erythropus, 2999 nucleotides long. NCBI's taxonomy places the organism in Eukaryota, Fungi, Glomeromycota, Glomeromycetes, Diversisporales, Gigasporaceae. The record is from the annotation of a GenBank genome assembly.
CAACUUUACCAACAGGAUUUGCACAAAAUAUAUUGACAUCUACAAGCAUUACCCAUUCAGAAAUAUCAAUUCAGCCCAAUCUUACCGGUGUUCAACCUCGCGUCUUAGGUAUCUACCAUUAUCAAGACAGUUCAACAGCGGUCGUUCGCAUUGCUCGGGAGAAUUAUGAUGUUGGCAUAAUUAGGUGUUUUGAGCGUAGGCUAUUACUUCGUGUUAUUCAAGCUAAUGGAAGUAUUAUCGAAAUAAAUUAUGAAGAUCCUACUGAAAUACAAGAUAUCAAUUAUUGUUGGGUUUAUGUUAAUAAUAGUAAUAUCAUGACCCCUAAACCACCCCUAAAUGUAUACCCGUUAUUUGAACAAUACAUUCUAGUGACAUACACUCAUGCCACUAAUAUCUCUGAUAAUACAACUUUUACUGACCGUGGAAUGGUUUUAGAUUGGGGUGGAAAUGUUAUAAGUAAGCUCGAAUUUGGACCAUCUUACUUGCAACCAAGGACAACAAAUUGGUAUCCAGAUGACUAUGUAGUUAAUAAUAUUACUCCAAAAAAGGGUUUUUUACGUUUAUCCGGGACUAGGAUUACUGAUAGAAUAAGCGCUUUCGAAUGGAAACAAUAUGGAUAUGUUGGCAAUGGGAUAUUCACUUUAUUAUCGAAUGACACCGUUAUAAAUUUAGAUAAUGCAACCAGCAGCUUUCAAAUUGUAGUAUUUCCAACUUUAAACGAUGGAUAUGCGAUUGUAUACGCUAAUUCGACUAAUAGGGUUGUAACUUCUGACCCGCUAUCCGACGUAUUUAGUGCUAGAGCAGGAAUAUAUGCAAUAUUAUUAACUUAUAAUCAAACAAGAACCAGUGAAAGAAUUAUUUUAUAUGAAAUAAGCACUCCUAAUAUAUCAUUCACUGCUUUGUAUUGCUCUGUCGACUACGUUUUCAUUGGCCAUUCAUGCAUCGUACCCGUACAGCGAAUAGUUCAAGAAACAUAUAUUACCAAUGUUACUUAUUAUAAUAUAUCUACGACUACAGUUACGGCUACACGUACGACUACACUUGUCAGCUCAUCUACAACUGCUGUUGUAGGUGUUCCAACGCAGUUUCCCACGCAAAUUCCCACGCCAAUUAACGUUUCAAUACCUGUUACUAACACUACGCCUACCAUAAUGACAUCUUAUAUUAGAAUACGUUUCCUUUCUAGUGGUUCUGUAUUGACAUUGAACCCACUAAUCAAUAUAACUACGAGUUUACAACCAAUGAUUAGAACAUUGCCCCUUGGAGGACACACUUUUAUACUACGACCGGUUGAUAAUCAAAAUAAUCAAAAUAUAGAUUUCUUCUUUACGCUUUAUGAUGAAAAUAAUAGACUAUCUCCAUCUGAGUAUCUACAACAACCAAUUCUUGCAAAUCUAUAUGGUGCAUUUGACGUAACACAAAAUAAUAUGUUGCUAGUGGCACAAAAUGAAACGACCACUUCUUGGAGUCUUCUUUCGAUCAAUUUGCCGGCUCUUUCCCCACUUAAAGAUAGUGGCUAUGGUAAUUUACAUGUGACUACAACAUAUCCCCAAAGAAAUUCUACGGAUCUAACUUUAAAUACCAAAGUGAUUAACAUUACAUUUCAAGAACAAAUUUCAUUGUCGGAUGGAAAUUUAAUUAUUUAUCAAUCAAUCAACCAAACCAAUAUUCUUCGACAAAUAAUAAAUUCAAGAACUUGUGAUGUUAAUACUAAUAAAUGUUCAAUAAAUAAUAAUACUGUCAGACUUGAAGCAUUUUCUUCUACCUUUAAUGAUCCGAGUGGUCAAUAUUUCAUACAAAUGGAUAAUAACUUUGUAAAGAGCGCUUUAUAUAAUGAACCAAUAUUAGGAAUUGAACCAAAUAUAUGGACUUUUCAAACAGCCAAAAAUGUAUCAACUGCACGUGCUGGUGAUGUCUCAGGAAAAUUACUAUUAACAGUUGCUGGAUCUAAUCAGUUUAGCCAAUUAAAUGACUCGGGAAAAUAUCAAUUUUUUACAAGUUUAAUAGAUGAACUCACAGUCAGAAUUCCUAUAGCAGUGGGAAGAUUAAGUACAAAUGGACAUACUCAAUUUGUUAACCCUUGGUCCGAAUCAGAGCAAAUCCUUAUCUCACUUUUUAUUAAAGAAUCAAGCAAGAAUGACGAAAAACUUACUGUAGUUACCAGAUCUGAAUUAGACACUUUAAUAAAAGAGAAACAGUUUACAGGAAUAUCGACAGGAGCAGUUACGAAUCUUUUAGAUGAAAAAUAUGGAUUUCAACAAAUUGCAAUUUUCAUUGGAGCUCGACUAAAAUCGCCAGAGAGCGAUAAUUUUGUAAUUCUCCAAUUGGGUAUUGCUAUAUUUCGAAUCGUAACCAUUACAAUAUUUACCUUUACUGAUGCCGCAACCAUUCAAAGUCUUUUCAUACCGAGUGUAGUAUUUUUAAUGCUUCCUAUAGCAGUCAAUUUAACAUUAGCAUUUACAAUAUUAUAUUCGGAGAAUAAUGAAGAGUUUACUAAAUGGUUUAAAUAUCAUGGAAGAGUUGCUACUACGAUCGCAUUAUUAUCUGGUGCAAACAUUGAUUUAUUAUUAAUAUUGAAAUCGCGCUUGAUGAAAAUUAAAAUUUUUGAUGCACCAUUGUCCAAUAAGUCAUUGUCAAUUAUUUUUUGGGGAGCUUGUGCAGAUAUAGUACUGGGUGAUAUUGAACAACUAAUUAUUCAGAUAAUUUAUAUUUACUAUACUAUAGAAUAUGAUGCUAUUGCGUUAUUCACUAUAAUAGCAUCAGGUCUUGCAACACUUUCUAACGUAACUAGUAAAUUAUUCUUUAUCAAAUUCAAAAAACUUUCACCUUAUCAUAAAGAUGAGGAUAAAUUAGGUAAAUCGAUUGAAAUACCUAAUGUGAACCGAUCAAUUGAACAGAAAGAAAACUCUGAAGAACCUUAUGAUUAUAAAUCAGUUGAACAAAAAGAAACCCCUGAAGAACUUGGCGAUAAUUCGGAAGGCACUAAUGUGGAAAGUUAA